AUGGGUACUGGUUAAUGUUGAGAUAUUGGUUUACUGAGCAUUCUGCAACAGUUUCUAUUUAGCAUAGAUGAGUUAACUGCAAUUAAGCUUUUGAACCGAGUGAGUGUAUCUUGAGCUUGGGGUCCUUCCUGUUGGCUGGAGCAAGCAUUCUGGUCGGUUCGUAUCAGUAUGUUUUGUGGAGCACAUCUGUACCUUUUGUGGAUGCCUUGUUUUAGUCUUCAAGCUGUGGGUUUAGUACCAAAUAAGGGUGUGAAGCCCAUCCAUCGUAAAAGUUCUGGUUUUGUGCCCUUGCAUGUUGCCAGAGGAAAUUAAUGGUGGAUUCAGCUGACCAGCAAGGCAGUUUGUUUAUGUUUUAUAGUUUUUAAUACUAGCAAUCUUCUGCUGAAGAUAAAUGUCACAUGUCUAUCGUUGGUUCUUAUAGAUCUCUUGAAUAAAGGAAGGGCUUCUUUUGUUCCGCAAGAAAAUGGAGAGGUACAAGCUAAUUAAGGAAGUUGGUGAUGGAACAUUUGGUAGUGUGUGGCGAGCUAUAAAUAAGUUGUCUGGUGAAGUUGUUGCAAUAAAGAAAAUGAAGAAGAAAUAUUACUCAUGGGAAGAGUGUGUGAACCUGAGAGAAGUUAAGUCACUGCGGAGAAUGAAUCAUCCCAAUAUUGUGAAGCUUAAGGAAGUCAUCAGGGAAAAUGAUAUUCUCUACUUUGUGUUUGAAUAUAUGGAGUGCAGCCUUUACCAACUUAUGAAAGAUAGGGAAAAGCUUUUUUCAGAAGUUGAAAUCAGAAAUUGGUGCUUCCAAGUCUUCCAAGGUCUUGCAUACAUGCACCAGCGUGGAUAUUUUCAUCGUGACCUAAAGCCAGAAAAUUUGUUGGUUACUAAAGAUAUAAUCAAAAUUGCUGAUUUUGGUCUUGCACGUGAAAUCAGUUCACAACCACCAUACACGGAGUAUGUCUCAACACGCUGGUAUCGUGCCCCUGAAGUACUUCUUCAAUCAUUCUUAUAUACUUCAAAAGUUGAUAUGUGGGCGAUGGGUGCAAUCAUGGCUGAGUUAUUCACCUUACGGCCUCUUUUUCCUGGUACCAGCGAAGCAGAUGAAAUCUACAAAAUUUGUAGUGUAGUAGGUACUCCAUCUGAGGAUUCGUGGCUUGACGGGCUUAAUCUUGCAAGGGCUAAAAACUACCAAUUCCCACAGUUUACUGGUGUGCAUCUGUCUGUGUUGAUACCAUCAGCCAGUGAUGAUGCAAUCAACCUUGUUACAUCUCUCUGUUCAUGGGAUCCUUGCAAGAGGCCAACUGCUGCAGAGGCCCUUCAGCAUCCUUUCUUUCAGAGUUGUUUUUAUGUUCCACCAUCUCUUCGUCCCAGAUCAGCUAUUUCUAGGACUCCGCCAUCUGUUGGGGUUAGAGGAACAUUGGAACAGCAAUCAGCUAGGAGGUAUUCUGGGGUCCUACCCAAUGCAAAGCUCACUGGCAAUCUUAAUUCUGCGAAGAUAAAUGCAUCUUUUGGCACAGGUGUGCAACGCAAGCUGGAGAUGGUUAAUCGGGAUCCGACUAAGAAUGAUAAAUCCUUGAAGAGCCCUGCCAAACAACCUAAGUAUCGCCCACCAGGAAGAAAGAGUCCAGCAGUAUCAUUCAACAAGGAUAGAACUGCCCGUGGAGCUUCAGAUGUAGCGGAGAAGUUGGCAAAUGUGACGAUUGGAAAUCGCAGGCAGUCUGUGGGGCAGUUAAGGCCGCCACCAAUGAAAGCUGGAGUGCAGUGGACUGCGGAAUCUAAUGACAUGUUUCUUAGACCAACCCAACAGAUACAGUCUGGCAGAACUUUUUCAAGAAAAGUAGCGGGAUGAGAUAAAGAUGGCCCAGCCCUAGCGUUAUGGUUGUUUUUAUAAUAAAUAAUGGAUUUCAUUGUAUAUGGAAUCAAGGAGUCCCAAGUAUUAAACUUUGAGUGCUUUGGUUUGAGUGUCUUCCUAGCAAAUAACCAUAUAUACGCUUGGUUCUUGUUACGUUUAAGAGACUGGUUUGUUUCUGUUCACCGUUGCUUGGAAAUAAAGUAUUGAGUUUGUAAAUGA
Messenger RNA from Theobroma cacao (cacao), 2050 nucleotides. Its product is annotated as Protein kinase superfamily protein. Gene Ontology annotation, biological process: protein phosphorylation. The record is from RefSeq and is a predicted model, not a curated record. NCBI's taxonomy places the organism in Eukaryota, Viridiplantae, Streptophyta, Magnoliopsida, Malvales, Malvaceae. Gene Ontology annotation, molecular function: protein kinase activity; ATP binding.